Molecule: messenger RNA, 417 nt
Organism: Thlaspi arvense
Lineage: Eukaryota; Viridiplantae; Streptophyta; Magnoliopsida; Brassicales; Brassicaceae
Source: the annotation of a GenBank genome assembly
GUCUUUUUCUUGGCCAUGAAGGCACUUAACAGUGAUGAGAUUGAUGUGGAAGGUGGUAAAUUGGAAAAAGACCGAGAGAAGAUAAUACGAAGUAGCAAGAUGGUUAAAAUACACAACCAGGCCUUAUUUUCUGGUCUUGCAUAUUGUAUUUCAUCUUGUAGCAUGAUAUUGGUCAACAAGUAUAUCCUUUCUGGUUAUGAUUUUAAUGCUGGAAUAUCUUUGAUGCUCUACCAGAAUUUUGUUUCAGUGGUGAUUGUCUCCUUGUUGAGCUUGUUUGGAGUAAUAACAACAGAACCACUCACAUGGAGAUUGAUUAGGGUCUGGUUUCCUGUGAACAUUAUUUUUGUUGGGAUGCUAAUCACCAGCAUGUUAAGGGGUGAUGUUGGAGGAAAAGAAUGCAAAAGAAAAAGUUGCUGA